Pseudomassariella vexata is the source of this 941-nucleotide messenger RNA. Its product is annotated as phosphatidylethanolamine-binding protein. Bases 97 to 681 code for a protein of 194 amino acids. The record is from RefSeq and is a predicted model, not a curated record. NCBI's taxonomy places the organism in Eukaryota, Fungi, Ascomycota, Sordariomycetes, Amphisphaeriales, Pseudomassariaceae. The transcript is spliced from 2 exons.
CCUCAAGCAACGCACAGUUCUGAAGGCAUUGUCUACUCUUACCACCUAGCCGAGUUCUUCAAAAUAUUCAACUCGCUCCCAAGCUAUCCGGAAAAAAUGAUCGCAAUCAAGCUCAUAACCUUCUCCCUUCUUCUGGGUUCUGCCCUGGCAGCGCAGUCGACCACCACUUCGCCCGGUUUCACACCAGCAAGCGACACCCUCCUCGGCCUUUUCUUCGAUGGUAACACCUUCGUCGCCUCGGGCUCACACAAGGAACUUUCUCAAGUCUCAAUUCCACCGAAACUCGCUUUGGAGAAGAGGACGCACGCCACUAACUACCUGUCCCUUAUGGUGGAUCCCGACGUCUUCUACCUUAAUGUUACAUACACCUUCCUGCACUGGCUUUCGCAAGAUUUGGCUAUCGGCGACCAUUCCAGCUUUCCUCGGUUUCCUUUUAUUCUCACAAACACGUCUGCCAAUCUCGCCGAGUACAUCAGCCCGGGUCCACAAGCCGGUGACACGCACCGAUACGUCUAUCUACUUUUCAACCAGCCCAAGGGAUUUAACAUCACGGAUGCGCCCUAUGACACGGACGUCUACACCCGACUGUCUUUUAACCUGCCGAGUUUCAUUCAGGAAAAUGGACUGGGAGAUCCGGUUGCUGGCAACUAUUUCCUGGCUACCAACACUUCCAGCAAAUAGCCCUCAAUAACUGGAAGUGCGAUUUCUGGCGCUGCUAGCCAACGCCUUGGAAAUUUCAGCAGCCCAAACCAGUGUUGCUUCUUGUCGCGAAGGAUAGGAGGGGUAGUUUUGUAUGCUUUUUCCCCUUUCUGAGAUGUUGUGAUAGGCCGGCGCUUUACUUGCAAAAUAUUUGGAUGCUACUUAAGUGUUUUUGGGGUUAUUUAGAAUAUACUAGGGGUUUUUAUACCCUAUAACCCUUGUCGAUGGUAACAUGCUUUGGU